Rangifer tarandus platyrhynchus (Svalbard reindeer) is the source of this 684-nucleotide messenger RNA. The record is from the annotation of a GenBank genome assembly. Lineage: Eukaryota; Metazoa; Chordata; Mammalia; Artiodactyla; Cervidae.
AUGCAUCUUGCUCCUUGGUCAGGAGCCAAGUCAAUAAAACUCCUGGUUCUCAAUGGAAGUCAGAAGUUCAUCAAAAUUGGCCAGGAGCACACAAAUCGAGUUGCUCGAAAAAUCUGUCUUCCUCAGGCCUGGCUGGCCCCGUGGAACGUCAUGAGAACCAGCAAAACACCCUUUCCAACUCCGACUGUCAGCCAAUCCUCCCGUGGGCAGGUCUGGCCAGCACAACGCACACGAGCCCACGUCCAGGUGGAUGAUUUCAACGAGCUCCACGGGGGAAAACCAGCAGCUGUGGUGGGAAGGGGCAAGAGAGGCAGGCAGGCCGGCCCAGGAGGCGCGGGGACUUGGGGCAGGCUGGUCGGCCUCCCAAGUCACCGAACGUGGUCAGAGCCAGCAGCAAGAGAGACAGGAGUGCGCAGGAGGGAGGUAGUGGGGUGGGGGGAAGACACCCUGCAUCCGGAAGAGCCUUCUGGCCACCGGGAACUGCUUUCUGGAUUCUCCAAGUGUGGUCUGCAGGGGCCGGCAGAGAAAGCAUCACCUGGGGACCUACCACAGCUGGACUGGACUGGAAUUCUGGGUUCCAGCGGGCUCACGAGUCUGAGAACCACUGGCCAGGCGGCAGAGCACUCAGGCUGCCUGGGUCCCAAGCCCUCUCUGUGGCCCCGGACAGUCACUCAGCCUCCCUGA